AGCUGUCACCACGCACAAGUAUUUAAAUCGUAUGUAAGUAUAAUUUUAAACUACUGAACAUACUUAUUUAUUUUUAUCAUUGCAUUACUUAUUAAGUUAUUAAUCCAAUAAGUAUAUAAAAGAAUAUUUAUAUACGUGGAUAUUUCUAUGCAAAACGCCACCAUUUCGCAUAUUAGAAAUAUCCAUGCGACCACUACAAAGCAACAACAAUAGCACCAUUAGCAGAUGUCAUCGUGCGUGCGACAAACAAAAGCGAAGGAAGAGAUAAAACAGCCAGGCAUGUCCGAGCCGUCUCAAUCAUAUCAGCACUACCUGUUCCUCCAGUCGCGGACCCACCCUCGCCCAAAAUGGUCGCCAUUUACGCACUCUUGUUCAUUCCUGUGAUCCUGGUAGCUUCAGAACAUUCUGGAGCGUACUCCUCGCCUCAAUAUGCGAAGAAAAUGUAUCCAAAGUUUGACACUAACGCGCUUUUACCUAACGAGAAGCCUCCGAUACCGUUUAAAAGGCAGAUCGAUAGAUAUGAUAGUGAUGGGAACGAUACGGCGCAGUACGCGAGGUCGUCGUUCCUAAAUUCGGCGGGUAGCUUCCUGAGCGGUGCCGGUGGACAAGCGCUGACGAGCCUGGCGAAGGAAUUUGUCGGGCGGUCAACCGGUAGCAGCCAGGUUGGUUUUGACUGCGUCUCGCAGGUCCUAAGCUUGAAUCUGACAAAUUUGGUGAUCCUGAUCGUGCUGAAGGCGUUAAUCCUAGCUGCUGGGUUCUUCGGGGCUGGAGCUUGGAAAGGUGGUCAUCACUACGCUAGGAGUCUUGAUGACAACACAAACGCCUCAUACAUCACAGAGGACGAGAUCUUGCUGUACCUGAGCUACUUGGCUGGACAACAGAGCCGAGACUAUGGUUGCCUGUACCGCCUCUCAUGCAAGAAGCCGCAACAGGCUGCACUUUAUUCAUCAGGGGCGGAGAUACUACUGCAAGGAGCGCGGUUGCUGCAAGGAAACAGCAUCGAAUUGGAGCCAUAUGAAGAAGUAUCAAAAGGCAUCAAGCAAGCGGCUGCUUGGGGCAAGGAAAGGAUGAACUGCGACACUCGUUACCAAUGUGAAGAAUAACCUGUAUAACACGUUAUCUUCUUCCAGAACCCUGCGAGCUGAUAGUCUGACAAAAAUACAGUGAAAUAGUAAUUCACCAUGGUUAUCCAAAGUAAUUUAAACGAAUGAUAUUUACAAAUAAAUAUGUGUAUGUAUCUUCUAUUCAUAGUCAAUGAGUUCUUCAGAACGGGCCUAAAGAUUUUAAUGAAUAAUUUGGGGCUGUUAUACGAAAAGUGGCUUAAAAUGGUAUUAGAAUGUCUGAAGGAAAGGUGGAUACGAAUAAGCAUACGAGGGUCGACGCACUCUCAACAAACACUUGUAACUUGUAAAUUAAAGUAAUCCGCGUAAGUUUUAUUGAAAAUUGUCAUAUUGAACUUUCGUCAAAAUGAACAAUACCUAAAAUUAAAUGUUUCUAUGUAUAAAAAAAUUAAAUUUCUUACUUCAGAAACUUCAGUGGUAGUGCGAAGUCAAUCACAGAGUACCGCCAAGUGAACGAUACCUAUGUACAUUCUACUAUGUACUUGAGAUUGAUUUCAUUUACCUUACGAGUAAUUAUAAUAUUUGUUUAGGCAGUACAAGCUAUUUGCUCAGUUAAUAAUCCAGUAACUGUUUAGUCAUGUAAAUAAUAAAAAUAAUAUACUUUCAAUAAAAGUAUUUUAUUUACCA
Molecule: messenger RNA, 1748 nt
Organism: Cydia pomonella (codling moth)
Lineage: Eukaryota; Metazoa; Arthropoda; Insecta; Lepidoptera; Tortricidae
Exons: 4
Coding region: 348-1103 (251 amino acids)
Source: RefSeq, a predicted model, not a curated record